Molecule: messenger RNA, 1359 nt
Organism: Dendrobium catenatum
Lineage: Eukaryota; Viridiplantae; Streptophyta; Magnoliopsida; Asparagales; Orchidaceae
Product: haloacid dehalogenase-like hydrolase domain-containing protein 3
Exons: 4
Coding region: 438-1217 (259 amino acids)
Source: RefSeq, a predicted model, not a curated record
ACAAACUAUUUUUCUCCGUUAUCCGCUAUUUCUCUCUCCAAAUCUGAUCGAAGUGAGAGGGAUUCUUCACAAAUCCAAAACCAGCAAAGAGAAGCCCCUCGUUUUCUUCACAAAUCGAUGCAAGAAAUCGGAAAACCUUGAGCUGGGAAGUAGCUUCUUGGAGUUUCCGCCCGUCUGUGAUCUUAUAAAUUGGAUUUCGCCAGUUUCUCCUCUCGAUUACACGCAGAAACCAUUCCGCAAAUCUAAAUUUAGCUCGAUCAAAGACGAAGAGGAUCAAGAAUCGCAUUGUGAGGUUUAGCACAUUUGUUGCAGAUAUCUGUUGAAGUUCAAGUUGAUUUCAAUAAACUAAUCAAGCCCUACAAGACUCUGGGAAUCAAAAUUCCUUGUUAAGGGUGUUCAGUUAAUCAAGUUGGAGAUCUUGGUAUAGUGUAAGGACAAUGUCUCUAUUGUCGAAGUUGCGUUGCAUUACUGUUGAUGUCACAGGAACUUUACUAGCUUACAAAGGAGAGCUUGGAGAUUACUACUGCAUGGCAGCUAAAGCAAUAGGAUUGCCGUGCCCCGACUAUAAACGGAUGCACGAGGGCUUUAAGACAGCAUACACAAACAUGGCAAAGCUCUAUCCUUGUUUCGGACAUGCGGCAAAAAUGCCUAAUAUUGAUUGGUGGAGGACAUGUGUGAAGGACUCCUUUAUUAAGGCUGGCUAUGAUUAUGAUGAUGAAACAUUCGAAAAGGUGUUCAGGCGCAUAUACUCAACCUUUGGUUCAUCAGCUCCUUACAGUGUGUUUCCAGAUUCUCAGCCAUUUAUGAGAUGGGCACGGAAGAAUGGCCUCAUUGUUGGCGUUGUUAGUAAUGCAGAAUACCGAUACCAGGAUGUUAUUCUCCCUGCCUUAGGUUUGAAUAAGGGAUCGGAGUGGGACUUUGGAGUUUUCUCAGGCCUUGUGGGUGUCGAAAAACCAGAUCCUAAGAUAUAUGAAAUUGCACUUGAGAUGGCUGGAAACAUAGCACCAGAAGAGGUUCUUCAUGUGGGUGACAGCUUGAGAAAGGACUAUUUACCAGCUCGGAGUGUAGGCAUGAAGGCACUGCUUCUGGAUAGAUUCAGAACACCUGAUGCUGAGAACUGGAGGCAGUCGGGUGCUCCUGUUUUUCCAGAUCUUGUUGCUGUUCAGGAUUGGCUCGCUAAGACAGAAGAAGCUUUGGCAGGCCAGAGAACUCAAUAAUGAUGAGAGGUUAGAAGCCUACAAACUAGUUGGAUAAAAAUGCAUUCUUAGUAUAUUUGCAGAUUUUCAUUUGCCAUGAACUUCUAGAAGAGCUUUCAGUGAAAGAACUAUUCCUUUUGUUAGCAAAGAAAAAUUUUAUCAG